AUGAACCCUCUGGUGCCAGUCUCUCCUAUGAGAGAGUAUCUGCAGCAUCGACACCCGUCUGUUGAUCACUGUUCCCAGCAGUUACUCUACUCGCAGCCUCCUGUGCAUCCACUGUCCUCCCAUCUCCAGUAUUAUCCAUGGCUGUUUGAUCCACUGCAACCAUCCAUGCGUGUACCACUGCCAGAUGGUCAGUACGGUCUUGGUCUCAUAUCCUGUAACCACAGUCAGGACAGUCAGGACAGUGCAAACUCUUGUGGCUACAAGAGUUUGUUUGGUUGUUCAACCGAUACAGAUUGUCUUGUGUCAAACUCUCUUCAUAAUGAUGUGAAUGUAAUGCUCAACUCGUUACUAGACACUACUGAUCCCAUCUCACCCGGUCCUUUGGACUUUAGUGGUAUCGAGUUUCCAACUCCAUUGCCCAUCACUGAUUCUAUCCCUGAUUCCAUCACUGAUUCUAUCCCUUCUACUGUUCAUACAAUGAGUGAUACUUUACUACACAACUACAGACCUGCUUGCAUCUGGCCUUGUUCGACCCCUAUCGUCUCAAUACAGCCACCUUUCAAGUCGUUGGAGAUUCAGGAUUAUCCUAUUCAACCCCCUACACUGGGUAAUGCAUUGAUGGACUCUUACCAAGUCUUUGAUGAUCAUUUGUAUUCAUCACUUCCUACUAUGCAUUGCUCUACACCUCAUCAUGACUACACUUGCAUUGAAUCUGCUCACAAUACCACUUUGAAUUCUACUUUGACUACGACUGACAGAUUCAAUACAUUCUCAACUUCUCAUUUUCAUCCAUUCAACUCUUCCUUGUCUAACAAGACUACCAACUCCUCAUCGCCAAUUACUGCUUCUAUUUGUUUGACUGAAUCCAUCUCAAAUGAUCCAUCUACUACGUCUGCAUCACUCUAUCCCAUCUCCACUCUCUCUUUUGUUGACUCGACUCCAUCUACCUGCGAAUCAUCAAUAGAUUUGAUUCCCAUGAAACCAGAGAUCCUUCCUACAAUCAGAAUUCUAUCUCUUAGCACUUGUUCUCAAAAAGCAAAACGCGCUAGUACAAUCAUACGACGCUCUACUGUCAAACAGCAUCUACAACAGUCUGUCACAAGUCCUGCAACAUCCAUUGCUACAACUGAAAAUGAAUUUACUCUUUCAGAGUCUAAAAGUGAUGACGACAUUCUUGUAUGCAAAGUUUCUGGUUGUCGUAAAUUGUUUGAUACAAGUCACAAUCUACGAGUACAUGCUCGCUGUCAUCUUCCUCUUGUCCAGCAUCUGUGUCCUACCUGUGAUUACGGAUUUCGUCGUUUGACUGAUCUUCAUCGCCAUAUUCGCACAAUGCAUACUCCAGAAAACUUGCGUCCUUGGCAGUGUUCUUACUGUAACCGUCGAUUUGGUCGAUCUGAUGCACUACGUCGUCACUUGCUAUCCCGCGAACGAUCGCUCACUUGUCCGCCCGUAUCGCGUAAAAAGAGUAUUCAAACUACUGCUCGAAACUCUUCCAUGGCAGUCUCUUCAUUUCCUAUAAAACAAAUAUCUUGAUCUUUAUCUGUCGAUUGCAUUCUUAUACAUACACUUACAGCUUGAAUGGUAACACCAAAUGCUACCCAUUUGUUUUUUUACAACCUCGUUUUUGAUUCUGGUCAUUCAUGACCCGUACACUCGCGAAAUAGCUGCUGGUCAGCUAUUGCUCUAACCAACCUCAUGUUUCUUAUCUCUUCAGUUUAUAUGCCUCAUGCAUACCUUUAUACCAAGGCAAGCUUUUCAAUCACCUGUUGAUGAGUGUCUCUUGUUUUUGUGCGUCUACUCAAUCUCUUGUCGUUUGUGACAAAGGGUUGACAUUCCCAAUCUGCUUGUACUCAGUCUAGAAUGGUUACUGUGUUCAAUUUAAACCUUUUAGGAUUGGAUAGCACCAGAUAUUCUCCAUGACUGUUUUGGUGAUUGUCUCUCGGGAAUGUAAUCAUUAGUCCACUUUUUCUCAUUGAAUAAUAGUGUUGAAAUAAAAAGUAAACACAUGGAUGGU
This is a messenger RNA of Batrachochytrium dendrobatidis JAM81, 2014 nucleotides long. RefSeq lists its product as uncharacterized. Gene Ontology annotation, biological process: regulation of transcription by RNA polymerase II. Gene Ontology annotation, molecular function: DNA-binding transcription factor activity, RNA polymerase II-specific; RNA polymerase II cis-regulatory region sequence-specific DNA binding. The transcript has a single exon. The coding region runs from base 1 to 1533 and encodes 510 amino acids. The record is from RefSeq and is a predicted model, not a curated record. Lineage: Eukaryota; Fungi; Chytridiomycota; Chytridiomycetes; Rhizophydiales.